This is a messenger RNA of Sesamum indicum (sesame), 1674 nucleotides long. RefSeq names its product fasciclin-like arabinogalactan protein 17. Lineage: Eukaryota; Viridiplantae; Streptophyta; Magnoliopsida; Lamiales; Pedaliaceae. The record is from RefSeq and is a predicted model, not a curated record.
GCUUGUAAUUUUUUAAUAAAUAAACAUAAAAAGAAAAAAGAAAAGAAAAUGCACUGGUCAAGACACCAAAAUACAAUCACAGCACACUUGGCGUGCCUGACUGCCUUCCCACUGGCCACCAAGCUGCGAAAUUCCCAGCCUUUAAAGGCCACCUUCUGACCUUCACUACUGUUUCACUUUCCUUCUACUUCCUUCACCUCAACUUUACCAUACUCCUCUCUUCUCUUCCGCCACUCUCCCAACAAUGCCCACCAGCUCGCCCCAUCUUCCCCUCCUCCUUCUCCUCCUCCUUUCCACCGCCGCUCCAAUCCGGGCCACAUUGCCGGAAAAGCCAGCACUACCCAUCAGCUCCAACUCAAUCCUCAUCGCCCUCUUAGAGUCUCACUACACCGAACUGUCCGAGCUAGUAGAAAAAGCCCUUCUGCUCCAUACACUCGAAGCAGCACUUACCAGACAUAAUCUCACCAUUUUUGCCCCAAAGAAUGACGCUCUGGAGCUCCAUCUCGACCCGGAAUUCAAGCGCUUCCUCCUCGAACCCGGCAACAUCAAGUCCCUCCAGACUCUCAUUCUCCACCAUAUCCUGCCCGUUAAGCUCAGUCACGGAAACUGGCCCGGCAAUCCCACUCGCUCAAGUCGCCAAGCCGCUCUCUCCAACGACCACCUCGAGUUCUCCUGUAGCGCCAUUUCCGAUGGUUCUUGCAGCAAGUAUGUCGGGGAAGUAAAGGUUGUACAUUUCAACUCUGUUGUCCGACCCGACGGAAUCAUCCACGGCAUAGAGAAAGUAAUAAUCCCAAAAUCCGUCGAACGCGAAUUCAACAACCGCCGCAAUCUCCAAUCGAUUUCGGCUGUUAAACCAGAAGGGGCGCCGGAAAUCGACCCCAGAAGUAGGAAACUUCCGAAAAGAAAGGCGAAUGAAAUUCCAAUGGAUGGAGCCCAGAAGCUCUCCGUUUACGAAGCCAUGGCACCUGCACCUUCUUUGGCUCCGGCGCCAGCACCCGGACCCGGUGGGCCUCACCACCAUUUCCACGGUGAGAAACAAGUCAAGGACUUCAUCCAGACUCUCCUCCUCUACGGUGGCUACAAUGAAAUGGCCGACAUUUUGGUCAAUUUGACUAGCCUAGCUACUGAAAUGGGGAAACUGAUCAGCGAGGGGUACGUUUUGACGGUCUUAGCGCCGAAUGAUGAAGCCAUGGCGAAGCUGACAACCGAGCAAUUGAGCGAGCCCGGAGCGCCGGAGCAAAUAGUUUACUAUCACAUUGUACCCGAGUAUCAGACUGAAGAGAGCAUGUACAAUGCGGUGAGGAGAUUCGGAUCGGUGUCGUAUGACACGCUGAGUUUGCAUCAUAAGAUAGUGGCGAAGGAGGCUGACGGGUCAGUGAGAUUUGGGGAAGGUGAGGAUUCGGGUUACUUGUUCGACCCGGAUAUCUAUACCGACGGAAGGAUUUCAGUGCAGGGGAUUGACGGAGUGCUGUUUCCGCCGCCGGCGGAGGGGAAGAAAAACGAAGCUAAAGGGCCCAGAAUUGCUGAUCAAAAUGCUAAGACUGUUACCAGAGCAAGAAGAGGGAAGUUGGUUGAAGUGGCGUGCUGGAUGGUUGAGGUCUUGGGUCAAGAUUCCAAGUUCACCACAUGCAAGGAGUAAGCAGCACUGGUAGAAGUAAUCAGUACUGUCGCUCU